This is a messenger RNA of Tarenaya hassleriana, 1308 nucleotides long. RefSeq lists its product as uncharacterized. Lineage: Eukaryota; Viridiplantae; Streptophyta; Magnoliopsida; Brassicales; Cleomaceae. The record is from RefSeq and is a predicted model, not a curated record. The coding region runs from base 179 to 1144 and encodes 321 amino acids. The transcript has a single exon.
CUUGCGCAAAAAAGAAAAAAGAAGAAGAAAUUUACGAGAAUGCCAUCGUCCUCUUCCUUUCUUCUAUGCGUCCAGAACUCCUCAAAGGUUCCAUCAAGUUUCCUCCUUUAACUCCUUUCUUUUCUUGGUAUUCCCAUUUCUGAAACCAUAAUUUCAUCGCUUGAAAAUCUAAUCCGCCAUGGAUCUCGCGCCGGAGGAGCUCCAAUUUCUCAGCAUUCGAGGCAUAUUGCGGGAGUCUACUUCGAUCCCCAAAUUCUCCUUGAAAACCUUCUACCUCAUAACCCUAACCCUAAUUUUCCCUCUUUCAUUCGCCAUCCUCGCUCAUUCCCUCUUCACACACCCGAUCUUGGCUCAGCUCGAUUCCUACCCUCCCUCGGAUCCAGCUCAAACCCGCCAUGAAUGGACCGUCCUCCUCGUCUUCCAGUUCUGCUAUGUCAUCUUCCUCUUCGCGUUCUCUCUGCUCUCCACCGCCGCCGUCGUCUUCACCGUCGCCUCCCUCUACACGGGCAAACCUGUUUCCUUCUCCUCCACAAUGUCCGCCAUUCCCCUGGUCCUGAAGCGGCUCUUCAUCACUUUCCUAUGGGUCUCGCUCUUGAUGCUAGCUUACAACACAGUCUUCUUGAUAUUUUUGGUAGUCUUGAUCGUAGCCAUUGAUCUGCAGAACGUGCUUCUCGCUGUGUUCUCGAUGCUGGUGAUUUUUGCUCUGUUCUUGGGCGUUCAUGUUUACAUGACCGCUUUGUGGCAUUUAGCUAGUGUAGUAUCAGUUCUUGAGCCCGUAUACGGAUUCGCGGCGAUGAAGAAGAGCUAUGAACUGCUGAAAGGCAGAACUUGGAUGGCUUGUUCGAUGGUGUUCGUGUAUAUGGCAAUGUGUGGAGUCAUCGGAGGAGUUUUUGGGGCUGUGGUCGUCCAUGGCGGAGAAGAUUAUGGACUGUUUACGAGAAUUGUGAUUGGUGGGUUCUUGGUCGGAGUCCUUGUCAUCGUGAAUCUGGUCGGACUGCUUGUUCAGAGCGUGUUUUACUACGUGUGCAAGAGCUUUCACCACCAGGGUAUCGACAAGACGGCAUUGCACGACCAUCUCGGUGGCUAUCUCGGGGAAUACGUGCCUCUGAAGAGCAGCAUUCAGAUGGAGAACUUUGAGGUUUGACAAGAUCCAAUGGAAACCGGCUUUUGCAGUUUGUAAGUUGUAACGUUUGUAAUUUCACAGUAUCAAUUUACAUCCCCAUCCAAUUCAAUUGGGGAGAAUAGACCGAUGUUUGUAGAUUUUCGGUAACUCCUGCACCAAGAAUAUACGGACCCAUUCCACUUCUA